GCUUUUACGAAUGGCAGGAACAGCAAGUCCUCCAGAGGAUGAUACUACUUCCCCCGGAAUGGAAAGGUCUGCUCCAAAGGUUCCACCCAAACCAGCACCAAAACCACUGAGCCGCCCCCUGUCUCAAUCCUCGAUACAGGAGCAACUCGCGCUUCUCCUAACUCCGAAAGCGAUUCAGCCCCCACCUCCUCCUCCUCCCCCACCUUUUUCUUCUGAUAUCAUUACUCCAACUCCAUCUAACUACACUGAGUAUCGACUCUCCCCAGACUCAUCAAAGAGGGAGACAGUGUCAUUGCAAGAUGAGAAUAUAAAAUCCCAGCUCUACAGGCGGACGGCUAGUGUGUACUUUUCCUAUGUCAAUAUCCCUUGGAAACUCUACCUGCGCAAAGAGCUUUUUUACCCGCGGGAGAAGUUUAAUUCCGAAUAUAUUCUCAACCUGCUGUGUGAACAGAUCAUGCAGGACACUUACUCGAACACCUGCAAUCGCAUUUCCAAGGAGGAACGGCAUAAGAUGCUAAAUCUACUCGCUGAACUUCACGUUGGAACUAAUGUCAGGAUGCUUCAAGACAACGGACUGAAAAAGCGUAUUGUUGUGGCUGCACGUGACAACUGGGCUGUUUAUUUCUCUCGGUUGUUUUCUGUCAGCGGUGAUGUCGGCAGUAACGUGGAGAUCCUCAGUGUCUCUCACCGAGGAAUCAAACUGUUGAAAUUUGUGAAAGCAGUUGGAAUGAACCCAGAACAUUACAAGGUUCUUCAGAGUUACAGUUAUGUGGAAAUCCUGGAUGUGGAGUUACAGGGAGAAGCUGUCAUCGAGCUUACGCUGAAGAAUGAAGAACUGGUCCUAUACUCGAACAAAGCCAAGCAGGCAAAAGCCGUCAUCGGUCUGUUCCUGGAUGAACUGCGGAAGGGCUCCAGUCACGUCAUGGCAGUUAGAAGCUACAUCACAGAUGAUAAAAGCUUGCUGAACUUCCGUAAGGGAGACAUCAUCAAACUACUUCAAAUGGAUGGACUCGAGCCAGGCUGGCAGUUUGGAUCAAUCGGUGGUCGAUCUGGCCUGUUUCCUGGAGACCAAGUCCAACCAGUAGCAGCUCCCGAAUACUACAACGUUAACGCGAGGAGGGUUGAUGAGAGACCCAGGACCACGUCCACAUCCAGUAGAUCUUCCACUAAAAAGAGUGCUGCACCCAGUGAAGCCUCAGGAAGUGCAGAUGUAAGCACAACCACUUACUCGCAUUCUCCGCCCAACAGCUACUCCUUGGCUGAAGAAGGACACUAUGUAAUGUCAGAGUUUGCUAUGAAGCACUUCAGAGAGCCUACGAUCAUGCCGGAAUGGAAGGAUCGGGGUGCAGAAGGAAAGAACCCCAAUCACCUGGUCAGACACACAAAGGUUCCCAUCCAGGAGUCGCUGAUUUAUAUUGUUGACAUUGAACUAAAUGAACUUGCGACACAGAAUUUUAUGGCUCUCAUGAGGUUUAUGGGAGACCAGCCCCUCCAGAAGAAACAUAUUAACAUAGAUUACUUACGUAGUAUCCUGAAGCUGUGCAAGGAGAAGAAAUUUCUACUGGAUGAAGUCUGCUGUCAGAUCAUCAAGCAAAUUACAGAUAAUCCCAAAAAAGAAAGUUGCAUUCUUGGCUGGCGAAUUCUGUACGUCUUCUUGGGCUACUAUUCAUGCACAAUCAACCUCGCACCUUACGUCACCAGCUACCUACAAGAUAUCCUCAUGAACCCCAAUCACCCAUUCCAAGAAAUAGCAAAGUUUUGCCAGGAAAACAUUCAACGUACUUUCCAGUUCGGAGGUCGUCAACAUUUCCCUACUAGCCUUGAAAUGGAGGCUAUAAUCAAAGGACGGAGCACGCGAAGGGUCAGCGUGCAGAUGCCUGGGAAGUUAGAGCAGCCCUUCAAGAUCAAGUCCUUCUCGGUAGGAAGUGACUUGAUGAUGGAAAUAUGUGCCACCAUUGGAAUUACUGACACUGAAGAAGCCAAGGACUUUUCCCUCUUUGCAGAUAAGGAUAAUGGAAAGGUUGCCAAACCUAUCAGAUGGGAUGAAUACCUUUUUGAUUUCCUGCUAGAUGACAACUCAGUCAGAUUUAAAUUCCAACGCAUCAUUUGGAAAGAACCCCUGCAUUUUUACAAUGACCUCAAUGUUGAUUUACAUUAUAAUCAGGUACUUCCGACUUACCUGGAAGGACAAUUGGUCUUUCCGAAGGAUAUUUAUGAAGCAGAACAGCAUGUUGCAAAGCUGGCGGCCUAUCAGCACAAAAGCAGCUCAGCAGACCUCGAGCCUACUGGUCAGCAGCUGAAGACCUACCUCCCUAAACCUGCAAUGGGAAAAGUGAACUUUGAUGCAGUCCUCAGACAAACUCUCCAGGAGCUCAACACAAUGCAUCAUCUUAGUCCUGUUGAAGCCAAGAAGCACUUCUUAACUGCAGUGUGUACCAUGCCUCUGUUUGGUUACAACAUCUUUACAGUGAAAAAGACCAGCCUGCAUUGGAUUCCAGCUCCAUGCAUCAUUGCAUUCAGUCAAGAAUUUCUGAUGGUCUUAAGUGAGGAGGCUAAGAAUGAACUGCUGAGGAUUUCUCUGAGGGACAUCCAGAUGAUGCGUACCAGGCGCCCACUUGACGGAUCAAAUUUUCCAUUGAUGGACGUCAAUUACGGUUCUCCAGACAAACCACAGAGGAUCACCUUUGAAGUGAAAGAGGCAAAGAAAAUCUCCCACAUGAUUGGAAUGAUCCUUGAUGUUAUUGUGCACCAUUCCUACACAUGACCACGUGCAAAUAAGACGAGAUGGAAGUUCCAAUGUUGCUAAUUAAUGUUUUACAAGAACAUAAUAUGAUCCACAUCAGUACUGGGCUGCAGAGAACAGUUACAACUCCACAAAAUUCCACGAUAAUUAAAGGGAAGUGGCCACAAUUUACUCCUUAACAUAUGUGCUCAAGGCUACUGGCAGCUUUAGGUGGCGGAGGCCUUCUGGAUAACAUCUUGCUCAGAUCGUCUGAGGAAAUCCCCAACUGCCACUCGCUGACUAGUUCUGGCUACAAACGAUACCACUCAGUAAUGAGUCCGAUGGAACUGGGUUGACGCAGUGGCAAAUUCUGCAUCACUUGCCCAUUACUGGCACACAGAGGAAGUCUACUAUGAAAGCAACAGCAGUUUCCCAUCCAAAAAAACAGUUCAUCACUUCACAGGCAGGGCCUGACACUCAAAUUCGUCUGUGUGAUUAAAGGUUUUCGUGGGUUAAUCGAGGGAGAUGCUUAUUUUCAUUGUGAUUUGUUGGGUAAUAAGCUAGAACAACUGGAGUAAAAAAAGGUUCCUUCAUAGAUAUGAAGGUUAUUUAUCUUUGUAAAUAGAGCCGUAUUAUAUUUGUUUUUUUAAUUUUUUCAUGCUCUUUAAAUAUUUUUCUAAUUUAAUUAGUCAAAAGUUGCAUUUAAUAGUCUGACUUUCUUUAGGUACUUGAUAUGAUAAACUGCUGCAGAAUAAAGUGAAAAUGCAAUGUUAGUGUGAUGUUCCAAAUAUGGGUGCUGGCACUUUAAACCUUCCUGGCAGGACACUGUGUUAAAUUCCUAUUUCCGUUUUUCCACCACAGAUAAAACAAGAUAUAUUAGUUUAACUGCUUUGCUGCUUUUCAAAACAAUUACUAGAUACAUUAGCCUGUAAAUCCCAAAUACCAAAUCCUUCAGAAUGGCUGAGGGGAGAAAAAUCACAUGAAACAAUUAUUUUAGGCCACUUCUCCACCUGAUUUGAUAUAUUUGUACUUGGUUGUAUGAACAUCCAUUUAGAAGGGAAAUAUUAUAUGAUGCUGGACAAGACUUGCAAAUAAUUUAAAGUAAUAUUAAACCAGGUGUCAUUAUUAAAUUAAAAAAUAUACUGAAAUAAUAUUAGUUGGACCAUAAUUGAAAGUCCUAACCAAGAUGCAAGGAAUAGAUAAAUGAUUAUAUUACAGAAUAUUAAUGCAACCAAAUUUGCCAUCCAAUAUGACAUUUUAGUUUGGUGCUAGCAAACUAUCUUCUUACCCUUCCACCAUUUGCUCCUAACGUCGCAGCAUUUCCUCAGUAGUGAUCUAUAUAAAACGACAGCCCAGACGGAAAUGAAAGCUCCUCUGUAAAAUAACUGUAAGUGAAUGGUACAUUGCCUUUUCACUUUGUGUUACUUCAUUGUUUUAUGGUUUGUAAUGAUCAAAUAAUGUAGUUUCGACAUUUUUACUGUUUUAUAGUUAGAAAAAAUAAUACAAACCAAAAUAUUAUUAUAUUAAAUAUAAUUUAAUGGAAUGGGUUAUUUGACUACAGUAUACUUUAGCUAUAUAGACUUUUACUGAAGACUUUGCAUACAAAUUGGUGGCCUUGUUUGUUAUCAACACACACAUGCACGGACACAUAAACUUUGAAGAUAUGACAUUUAUUCCAGGCCUUUGUGGUAUGGUU
Leucoraja erinaceus (little skate) is the source of this 4418-nucleotide messenger RNA. RefSeq names its product unconventional myosin-XV-like. Gene Ontology annotation, molecular function: protein binding. Bases 11 to 2764 code for a protein of 917 amino acids. The record is from RefSeq and is a predicted model, not a curated record. NCBI's taxonomy places the organism in Eukaryota, Metazoa, Chordata, Chondrichthyes, Rajiformes, Rajidae. Gene Ontology annotation, cellular component: cytoskeleton. The transcript is spliced from 25 exons.